AUGGUAAAUGCUUACAGAAUUGAUUUUGACAAUCCGCCGACUGAACAUAAUUGUGAAUUAAUCAAUGAUGAACAAACACCUGUUGACAAUUAUGUAUAUUUCUUGGAUAAUUAUCAACAAGAGGUUGACCAGCGAAUGAAAGAAAUUUUUGAUGAAGAAAAUGCAGUAGAUAUUCCUCAAGAUUGGAUUACCGUACGAGGCCCGAAACCCAAUAGACGAAAUAAAAAGGCAUCUUCGUCACAUCCUCAGAAAUUUACGGUUUAUUCAAGUGAAGAUUCGGGAAAUCAUUGUGAGAAAUUUUGA
Messenger RNA from Meloidogyne enterolobii, 303 nucleotides. The record is from the annotation of a GenBank genome assembly. NCBI's taxonomy places the organism in Eukaryota, Metazoa, Nematoda, Chromadorea, Rhabditida, Meloidogynidae.